CCAUAUAGAAAAAGGAAACUAACUUGUAAUUUCAAUCCCAACAUAUAUGUGGAUAUAGUAGCAUAUAUACACCUCAUACCUACACUAGCAGCAAUUUCAUAUUCUUUUUAGCCUUACAUUUCACACACUCAAAACUAUAUUUCCUAGACAACUUUACUAGCAAAGUAGUAAAUUUAAAAGAGCACCAUAAUGAAUGAAAAAAACCAACAAACGACCGUCACUAGUAAAAUAGCCCGAACUAGUUAUGGUGCAUUUCGUGGGGCUACUACAAGUCAAAGACAUUUCCCAUAUGGGAAUUACGCAAAUACAGGGUUGCACUUGCAAAAUCCUGUAACAAGUUCAUUGAUAGCUGCAAAUGCUUCAACCGUAUUUGUUCAAGCUCCAUCAGAGAAAGGGUUGGCUGGAUUUGCUACCGAUUUUCUUAUGGGUGGAGUUUCAGCCGCUGUUUCCAAAACUGCAGCUGCUCCAAUUGAACGUGUAAAGCUGCUAAUCCAGAACCAAGAUGAAAUGAUCAAGAGGGGCCGUCUUUCUGAACCAUACAAGGGUAUUGGAGAAUGUUUCUCGAGAACGGUUAAGGAUGAAGGAGUUAUGUCCUUUUGGAGAGGAAAUGGGACUAAUGUCAUUCGUUAUUUCCCUACUCAGGCCUUUAACUUUGCAUUUAAAGACUACUUCAAGUCUUUGUUUAACUUUAAGAAAGACCAUGAUGGCUACUGGAAGUGGUUUGCUGGAAACCUUGCGUCUGGUGGUGCUGCUGGUGCGACCUCCCUACUUUUCACAUACUCUUUGGAUUAUGCUAGAACUCGUUUGACAAACGAUGCCAAGCUUACAAAGGGGGGAGGAGAGAGACAAUUUAAUGGCUUGAUCGAUGUAUACAAGAAGACUUUGGCAUCAGAUGGUAUUGCUGGGCUCUACCGUGGAUUCAACAUUUCAUGUGCUGGUAUCAUCGUGUACCGUGGUUUGUACUUUGGAAUGUAUGACUCUUUGAAGCCAAUUCUUCUCACUGGAUCACUGCAGGAUAAUUUUAUUGCUAGCUUUGGGCUUGGUUGGCUGAUUACAAACGGUGCUGGUCUUGCAUCAUACCCCAUUGACACCGUGCGUAGAAGAAUGAUGAUGACAUCUGGUGAAGCCGUCAAAUACAAAAACUCUUUAGACGCGUUCAGUCAAAUUAUAAAGAAUGAAGGUGUCAAAUCGUUGUUCAAGGGUGGAGGUGCAAAUAUACUGCGAGCUAUAGCCGGUGCUGGUGUUCUUGCUGGAUAUGACAAGCUUCAGAUAAUUGUUUUUGGAAAGAAGUAUGGUUCUGGUGGAGCUUAAUUGAUUUUAAGCUAUGAUUUUAGCUUAUAAGAUGGUGAUGAAAUCUUUUCGAACAGUUAAUAUUGAACUUUAUUAGGGGAUUUGACUGUCCCUAAAAUGUUUUUUAGUUAUUUUUUAAUCUUUGUAGAGGUUUGUAAAUCAUGGAAAUUCAUGUUAGUAUGCAUAUGUGAGAAUAUAUGUGUGUAGUAUGUGUUUUGAGAGAA
Messenger RNA from Erigeron canadensis, 1514 nucleotides. Its product is annotated as ADP,ATP carrier protein 1, mitochondrial-like. NCBI's taxonomy places the organism in Eukaryota, Viridiplantae, Streptophyta, Magnoliopsida, Asterales, Asteraceae. The transcript has 3 exons. Gene Ontology annotation, biological process: mitochondrial ADP transmembrane transport; mitochondrial ATP transmembrane transport. Gene Ontology annotation, cellular component: mitochondrial inner membrane. The coding region runs from base 190 to 1311 and encodes 373 amino acids. Gene Ontology annotation, molecular function: ATP:ADP antiporter activity. The record is from RefSeq and is a predicted model, not a curated record.